AUGACGCUCAGUAGUGAGCCGGAGAAGAUCAAGACGUCGCCCAUGGCGAGACCAAUGGACAACCUACUUAACUCUCCCGCCAAGAAGAUCAAGACGUCGCCCAUGGCGAGACCAAUGGACAACCUACUUAACUCUCCCGCCAAGAAGAUCAAGACGUCGCCCAUGGCGAGACCAAUGGACAACCUACUUAACUCUCCCGCCAAGAAGAUCAAGACGUCGCCCAUGGCGAGACCAAUGGACAACCUACUUAACUCUCCCGCCAAGAAGAUCAAGACGUCGCCCAUGGCGAGACCAAUGGACAACCUACUUAACUCUCCCGCCAAGAAGAUCAAGACGUCGCCCAUGGCGAGACCAAUGGACAACCUACUUAACUCUCCCGCCAACUAUCGAUCCUCAAGUAGUGGUCACCUUAGCCCAAGCCUUUUCCCAAUUUACCACCAUAUUGAAAUGCAUCCAGGAGACCCCACACCUUCAUCGCGAAUUGAUACUGCCCAAUAG
Molecule: messenger RNA, 498 nt
Organism: Jatropha curcas
Lineage: Eukaryota; Viridiplantae; Streptophyta; Magnoliopsida; Malpighiales; Euphorbiaceae
Source: RefSeq, a predicted model, not a curated record